Molecule: messenger RNA, 2503 nt
Organism: Rhagoletis pomonella (apple maggot)
Lineage: Eukaryota; Metazoa; Arthropoda; Insecta; Diptera; Tephritidae
Gene: Caf1-105
Product: chromatin assembly factor 1 subunit B
Exons: 2
Coding region: 103-2370 (755 amino acids)
Biological process (GO): DNA replication-dependent chromatin assembly; nucleosome assembly
Cellular component (GO): CAF-1 complex; nucleus
Molecular function (GO): protein binding
Source: RefSeq, a predicted model, not a curated record
AUUUGAUAUGUCAUCUGUCGGACAUUUGGCGCGUAAAUACGAUUUUCUUGCGGUUGUGAAAACUUCCGCAUCGAACAAAUAAAAUAAGAAUUCGUGUGAAAUAUGAAGUGUAAAAUACCCGAAAUAUCUUGGCACAACCGUGAUCCAGUGUUGAGUGUUGAUAUACAACCUAAAUCUCAAGCUCAGGCAGAAAAUUCCAUCGUAAAGCAUCGUCUUGCCUCUGGUGGCACAGAUGCUCAUGUACUUAUCUGGUACAUGAACUACACCGAGGACGGAAAUGAUAUAGAAUUAGAUUUAGCUGCAGAUUUGACGAGGCAUCAACGUGCUGUGAAUGCUGUAAAAUGGUCCCCGAAUGGUGAAUUGCUUGCAUCCGGUGACGAUGAGAGUGUAGUAUUCAUUUGGAAGCAAAAGGGAGAUCAGGAACCGCUGAAUAUAUUAGAUAACACAAACGAGCAGGAUAAAGAAGUAUGGAUUGUUUUGAAGGUAUUACGAGGUCAUAUGGAGGAUAUUUAUGACUUGAGCUGGGCUCCGAAUUCUCAGUUUCUCGUAAGUGGUUCAGUAGAUAACACAGCAAUUGUUUGGGAUGUACAUAAAGGGAAAUCAAUGGGCAUGUUACGAGACCAUAAAUCGUUUGUACAAGGCGUUGCUUGGGACCCCAAAAACCAGUAUAUUGCAACUCUCUCCUCAGAUAGAUAUCUGCGUAUUUUCGAUAUACAGACAAAGAAGGUCUUACACCGUAUUAACAAAUCAACGCUGCCGGUCAGUGAAGGUCAUGAACUGCAUGGUCAGCGGUUGCGUCUAUUCCACGACGACACAUUACAGACUUUCUUUCGUCGACUUUGCUUUACACCAGAUGGUAAAUUGUUGCUAACGCCGGCUGGUGUUGCUGAAAUUGAUAGUGUCGCACAAUCAUUACACACCACGUAUGUCUUUAGCCGCCACGCUUUUCGACAACCUGCCAUUGUAUUGCCUUGCCCAGGGCAGUAUACUGUAGCAGUGCGAUGUUGUCCGAUUUUAUAUCGAUUGCGGUCACAUAAACUUGAUAUAAAUCCGCCAGUAGUGCCCUUGCCGUACCGCAUGAUUUUCGCUGUGGCUACACGUUGUUCCGUUUACUUCUAUGAUACACAGCAGCGACAACCUUUUGCUGUAAUCUCCAACAUUCAUUACACGCGUUUGACCGAUGUGACCUGGUCGAGUGAUGGUCGAAUUGUGGUUGUAUCAAGCACAGAUGGUUUCUGUUCGCUAAUCACUUUUGAGGCAGGUGAAUUGGGAGAGGAAUAUGAAAACGCGGCGCAAGUGCUUGGUGCAAAUGACACGAGUGCAGUGGUUAAGAGGGUAAAGAAACAAAAGGAAAACGAUGGGCAAAGUUUAAAGGAGCGCAAACAAUCUACAGAUGAGCAAAAGAAUAUAAGCAUGGUCAAGCGCGAUGCACUAACGGAAAUAUCUGAGGAGCAAAGUGUUGAGGAUCCAAUGCAAGAGGAUGAAGCGCAGCGUAAACCACCAGAAGAAGUUGUAAAAAGUAUUAGCGCCGAAGAAAGUGCUAUAGUAACCCCAGCUAAGGAGGGCCUCCAAAAGAAUUCAAGCAAUACUGCUACCGCUUUAGCAAUAACAAAAACACUUGGUGCUAAAAUUAUUAUUGAUAAGGAAAUAUUAAGCUCCGAUGAGCGUUUCGAAUCACCGGAGAAAAAAAGUCGGACAGUAACACCAAUAACGGUGAGACGCACACCCCGUGGGGCUCCUUUGUCAAGCACAACCAAAACUUCUAACACUCCCACAGCAAGUGAGACAAAUCCUAAUUCUGCGAUAGUUGCAAAUACUCUAGCGCAGGAGAUGCAGUCACCAGCAUCGGUUCCAAAACUCAAUGCCGGCGCAACGCGCCAGUCAAAGGGUGCAACACCAAUAUCAAUACGUCGAGCACCACGUGCAAUUAUUGCGGCCCCAGCACCACCGACUACAACAACUGUGGAAGAAGUAGCGCUUGAUGCCUGGCCAACACCCAUGGAAGUAGAAGAUGAGGAAUCUGCAAAGCUAAACGCAUCUCAACCAUCAAAAGCCGAAGGGGAAGGGCCUAUCAAAACAAUUGUAGCCUCCAACCCAAAAGCUGUUAUAAAUAACGAUACCACACUGGAGUGCACAGAGGAUAUACGUUUGGUCUACGAGGAUUCGGUAGACGUUUCGUCUGCAGAUGUGGCCGUAGACGUAGGCGAUAAAACCGUGGAAAAGUCUAUAGUUGGGGAAACACCAUCCACAAACAAAGAUGGUGCGAAGACUCCAACACCAAAAACACCCAUGUCGAGCAAUAAAACACCGCGUAGGGUUGCACUCAAAACGAUAUCGACUCCCAAGUCGAAGAAAAAGUUAUUGGACUAGAUUUGAUUGUUACGUAAUUGCAUUGACUUCCUUAGGUGUGAUGUUUAUUCAUGCUUACUUAAUUUUUAGUUUUAAAAAUGAACAAUAAAAAAGUAGUGUAUUAUAAUCAGUAAGCAACAACGAUCGAAAAUAA